Messenger RNA from Salvia miltiorrhiza (redroot sage), 1173 nucleotides. RefSeq lists its product as uncharacterized. The record is from RefSeq and is a predicted model, not a curated record. The transcript has 2 exons. Bases 221 to 964 code for a protein of 247 amino acids. Lineage: Eukaryota; Viridiplantae; Streptophyta; Magnoliopsida; Lamiales; Lamiaceae.
GAAUAUUUGUAUAAGGAUGGAGGAAGUUGCGACCAAACAUUCUAACUAAAUCUGAUUCUUUCAUAGAGUGUACCAUUAGACAUAUCAUCGUACAAAACUCUCUCCCAAAAAUCUACUAAUACUUAAGCAAAUCAAUGUGACUCAAAUUUCAAUUAUUGGCCAACAACACCUCAUCUAUCCGCACUCAAAUAUGAAAUUCUUGAUGAAGAAUUAAAUACACAUGCCCCACACUCCCCUGUCUUCAAAUUCAACAGCAGUUGCAUCUGCAGGCUCCUCUGCCACCACAUUAGAGAGAGAGAGAGAGAGAGAGAGAGAGAGAGAGAGAGAGAGAGAGAUGGGGAGUUGGCACAGCGUAGAGAAGAGGGGCGGCAGCCCGAGCGAGAAGGUGGUGGAAGGGCUGAAGGAGAAGGUCCGGCUCCUCCAAGGCGAGAUGAACGAGGUAAUAUGCAUGAGAGAGAGAGAGAACGAGGUGUAUGAGAGAGAAUUAAUGGUGUUCGCCUUCAAGCAAGCCGAGUGGAAGAGAGAGAGGAAGCGCCUCAAGGACGAGGCCAGGAAGCUGCGGAAGGUUCUAGAAGAUCAUAGCCAGGAGAGUUACGAAUUCAUUCCCUCCUGCUGCUGUAAUAACAUUAAGGAAGACCAAGCCACGAGAGAUGAAACCCUAGAGAAAUGGAAGCAGCUCUAUUUCGCCAUUAAAGUCGAGCUCGAUCAUCUUAUUCAACGAACGCGUCAAGAAGAGAGAUUGUGCUGGAAAACGGAGGAGGAGGAUGUGACGCUGGAGCUGAAGCAGGAGCUGAGGGCCAAGGAAGAGAGGAUUGAGUUUCUGCAAGCGAAGCUGGCGGCAAUGGAGCAUCAGGAAUUGAAGAGAGAGAGAGAGAUUGAUAUUUUGAGACAGAGUUUGAGGAUUAUGAGCCAUAAGAAGAGAGCUACCACCAAGCAUCAACGCAGAUUAGUUAAGGAAUUUUAGUUAAAUGCCGUUAAUUACAAGUCCAAGGUUGUCCUUUUUGUGUGUGUGUGAAAGUUGUUUGUGGUUGGUUAAGUAAUUAGGGCUCUCUGCAUGAUUUGAGAUGCAUCAAGGAGCAGGAGAGAGAGAAAAUAUAUAAUGUGUUAUAUGCCUCAUGUAAACAAUUAAUCGAUAUAUUUAUAUAUAUAUAUAUAUAUAUUUGCUUUCUUUUA